CGUCAUGAAGAUGUUACUUAUAAUAUUGAUUGGAAUAUACCAAAAAAUAUUAGCACUAAUAGUACAGAUGAUUCAAAAUAUGUUUCAUCAAAUGAUCAAUAUACUGGAAUUGAUUUAAUAAAUCAUUCGUUAAAUGGGAAUAAUAAUGUUGAUAUUUAUGAUGAGUUACUCAAAAGAAAAAAAAAUGAAUUAUAUGGAACAAAACACCCAAAAAAUACAUCAACAAAUACAGUUGCAAAACAAAUAUAUGAUGAUCCUAUACUCAACCAACUAGAUCUAUUUGAUAAAUGGUUAGAUAGACAUAGAUAUAUGUGCAACAAAUGGAAUAAUAAAGAAGAAAUGUUAAGUAAAUUGAAUGAUGAGUGGAAUAAAGAAAAUAACGAACAUGUAUUAGAUACACCCUUGAACGAUAAUGCUAUUCACAAAAUUAAUGAUGAAACAUAUAAUAUGAUUAAUGAAAAUACUAAUGAUCUUAAUGAUAUAACAUCUCUUGAACAUCUUGGAUCAACAAAUAUUCCAUAUAGUGCUCUUAUAACGCAAAAUAAUGAUUCUCAAAGACAAAAUUUACGUACAAACAUUUCUAUGGAUAUACAUUUUGAUGAAAAUAAUAAUAAUGUAACCAAUGAAGACGAUCAGUUGGAAAAUUUGUACAAUUUUUGA
Molecule: messenger RNA, 660 nt
Organism: Plasmodium gaboni
Lineage: Eukaryota; Apicomplexa; Aconoidasida; Haemosporida; Plasmodiidae
Product: putative EMP1-like protein
Exons: 1
Source: RefSeq, a predicted model, not a curated record